AUGGGUGAGGAGAUGGCUUCUUUCUGCAGAGUGCCCGUCUGGCUCGACUGUGAUCCCGGUCAUGACGAUGCCUGUGCUCUCCUCCUUGCGGCUUAUCACCCAUCCCUCAACCUCCUUGGGGUUAGCACCGUGCACGGCAAUGCGCCUCUAUCAAAAUGUACAUACAAUGCCCUGAGUGUACUAGAAGCGAUUGGGAAACCUGAAGUCCACGUUUUCCCAGGCUCGCCGCGUCCAUUCUGCCGUAUCGUUCAUACCGCUCCUGAUAUCCAUGGCGCAAGCGGGUUGGGAGGGACAGAUCUGCUCCCCGAGCCCACCCGUUCCGCAUUGACACACUGCAAUGCCGUCCUGGAAAUGCACAGCGCACUGCUGUCUCAACCCAGAGGCACGCCGUAUCUUGUUGCAACCGGCCCAUUGACGAACGUCGCUCUGCUCUUCGCCCUUUUCCCAGACGUCGCGGAACACAUUGCGGGCCUUUCCAUAAUGGGGGGAGCGAUCGGCUCAGAUUUCACUCACGUCUCGAUGGGCCAAGCUUACCAAGAUAACAACGGCAACACCCACGCUAGAAGUGGAAACCGCACGCCUUUCGCGGAGUUCAACAUUUGGGCCGACCCGGAAUCUGCACGGUCGGUCUUUCAAAACCCGCUCUUGAAAGCAAAGACGACUCUUAUUCCCCUGGAUGUGACCCAUCAAGCCUACGCAACGCCUGAAGUUCAGCGUAUGCUGUUGAAUGGGACGAAUGGCCCGACCAGGCUGAGGACGAUGUUUAACGAACUACUCAUGUUCUUUGCCCAUAAAUACGCUGAGGUGUUUGGGCUCAACGAGGGACCCCCGCUACACGAUCCGCUCGCAGUGGCGGUGUUGUUGGGCAACCAUCCAGAUGCCGCAGUCAGAAUCAACUUUGAUGACAAUGGUGGCGAGAGAUGGGAUGUCGAUGUUGUCUUGGAGGGAGAGCAGAUCGGAAGGACAGUGAUAACAAAGGCAAUGAAUGGGCAAGGUGUGAAAAUUCCGAGGACACUCGACAUAACCAAGUUUUGGCAGACGUUAGAGGAAUGUUUGGCUAGCGCCGACAAGGUCACAGGGUACAUGAAAUGA
Fonsecaea pedrosoi CBS 271.37 is the source of this 1092-nucleotide messenger RNA. RefSeq lists its product as uncharacterized. Gene Ontology annotation, biological process: purine nucleoside catabolic process. The transcript is spliced from 4 exons. Gene Ontology annotation, cellular component: cytosol. Gene Ontology annotation, molecular function: purine nucleosidase activity. Bases 1 to 1092 code for a protein of 363 amino acids. Lineage: Eukaryota; Fungi; Ascomycota; Eurotiomycetes; Chaetothyriales; Herpotrichiellaceae. The record is from RefSeq and is a predicted model, not a curated record.